UUCCCAAGACUCUCACUCAAAUGUACACACACUUCCUGAUCCUUCAGACCAACAUCAAACAUGAGAAAGACUAUGAGAAGAACGUGACAGAUGAAGACAUGAUUCUCAAGCUGGGGAAACUGGCUUUCCAGCAGCUUGUGAAAGGAAACCUGAUCUUCUAUGAUGAAGACCUGAAAGAGUGUGGCAUUGAUGAGACAGAAGCAUCAGUUUAUUCAGGACUGUGCACUCAGAUCUUCAGAGAGGAGCUGGGCUUGUUUCAGGGGAAAGUCUUCUGCUUUGUUCAUCUGAGCCUUCAGGAACAUCUAGCAGCUCUAUAUGUGCAUCUCUCUUUUACAAACAAGAAGAGAAAUGUUUUCAACCAAACCAAACACAGUCUAUUGUCCAAGAUAUUUUACCAAAAUAAAUAUAAUUCAUUAUCUGAGCUGCAUCAGAGAGCUGUGAAUGAGGCUCUAAAGAGUAAGAAUGGACACCUGGAUCUUUUCCUGAGGUUUCUUCUGGGUCUCUCAGUGGAGUCCAAUCAGACUCUCUUAAGAAAACUACUGACACAGACAGGAAGCUGCUCCUAUAACAAAGAGGAAACAGUUCAGUUCAUCAAAAAGAAGAUCAGUGAGAAUCACUCUUCAGAGAAAUCCAUCAAUCUGUUUCACUGUCUGAAUGAACUGGGUGAUGAUUCACUGAUGCAGGAAAUCCAGGAUUAUCUGAAAUCUGGAGGAAUAAGAGAAACCAAACUCUCCUCUUCACAGUGGUCAGCUCUGGUUUAUGUGUUGCUGACAUCAGAUAUGAACAUGAAUGUCUUUGAUCUAGAACAGUUUAUUGGAGAACAACAUACAGGAGAUGAAGUUCUUCAGUAUCUGUUACCUGUGGUUAAAGAAUCCAGAUCAGUUCGUGAACAGGAGAGUUUUGGGAGACUCACUAAACCAGUCGAUGAGGUCUUUGUGUGAUCUGUGUAACAGUUCCUCCAGAAUUUCGCAGCACUUUUUCAGAUUUCUUUUUCUUCAACAUUUAUGCCAAUAUUUGUGCCAUUUAUUGUGGUGUUUUGCAGAAAAAACAUUUAACUUCAUGUAACUCUUUAAUAUUAAAUAUAUACUUUUUAAAUUUUUUAGGUACUCAAUAUUUGUUUUAUUUUAAUCUGUCUUUUGCAUUUCAACAGAGCAGUAGAUAUUUAGCAAUUUUAGAGCAUGCAUUAAGUAACUAAUGCAAAUUAUGUUUGCAAGUAACUCAUCCAUUCUAUAGAUUGACAAACUAUGCAUCAUCUCCACUUAUUUGACAAAAGAAAUGUAAAAACCAACAUUUCAUUUCUUAUUUGCAUUUCUGUUUAAAGUGUUUGUGAUGCUACAAAUAAGAUCAAAAUCUACUGAAUCAUCCCUGGUUUCCUCUCAAAAGCUGUAGAGCUGUUAGUUGUAGUACAAAUAAACCAAGGCUCUGAGAGUUUGGUUAGUAGUUAACCUCCUUUGGCUUAAUAACACCAGCUUGUUCACCAGCUUUCUUCAUUCACUAAGUUUGAGAAAGCAUAUUUGUACCAUUUGG
Molecule: messenger RNA, 1527 nt
Organism: Puntigrus tetrazona (Sumatra barb)
Lineage: Eukaryota; Metazoa; Chordata; Actinopteri; Cypriniformes; Cyprinidae
Product: protein NLRC3-like
Exons: 2
Coding region: 21-941 (306 amino acids)
Source: RefSeq, a predicted model, not a curated record